AUGCAACAUGAUUAUUAUGUAACUUUUGAGAUAAAUUGCAAAUGGACACUAAAUGCAGGUGCUCCAACAAUAUAUCCUAUCCAAAUUGGCUUUCCAACUCAAUUUGACAAAUUAGAAGAUGAAAUCUAUAUAAAUCUCAAUGAAUCAACUAGGAAAUUCACACAAAACUUCUCACAGAAAAUGACAGACAAAGUCAUCCAAUCAAUUAUCCAAGAACCUUUCUUAUUUCAGUUCAUUUUACCGGCCACUUCGAAUCUCACUGCUACAAUUAACUCCCAUUCCGAAAAUGAUAGAAUACAAGUUGACGCUUGGCCACUUCUUUUAGAAAAUAGAACUUCAAUUACAAUAAAUUCAAAGCCUCCUAACUUUAGAUCGCUAAGUAUCACAAUUUCUAUUGAUAGACCGAUUCUAUCACAGCACUAUUUACGAAUAUUUACACCCGUAUUUGUUACACUCGUUGAUUUAAUUAACAUGCCAGAUAAACCUUAUUCAUUUGAAGAGAUGGAAGAAAAAUACAUUCCUGUAUAA
Trichomonas vaginalis G3 is the source of this 528-nucleotide messenger RNA. RefSeq lists its product as uncharacterized. The record is from RefSeq and is a predicted model, not a curated record. NCBI's taxonomy places the organism in Eukaryota, Parabasalia, Trichomonadida, Trichomonadidae. The transcript has a single exon. The coding region runs from base 1 to 528 and encodes 175 amino acids.